AUGCCGAUAUCCGUGACAGGCCUGGUUCAUCGCUUUGCUCAGGAUUUCGACGCUGACAACGCAAUCUCCAAGAUGAUGGCAAGCUCUCGCUGGCCUCGUCCGGAAUACGCCAGGAAGGUGGCAGAGGACGGUUUGCUUCAUCCGCUUUCACCAGAGGAAAUCAAACAGCUCUGGCGCCGCAAUGCUCGGGAAGCUGCCACCAGAGGCACCUGGAUGCACCUUCAGAUUGAAGUUCUUCUCAACGGCGGCAGCGUGCAGGGCGAUUGCUGUGAGCUUCGUCUGUUCGCUCGUUUCCUUAGAGAGUACCCGUUGCCUCUCAUCGCCUUUCGCGCGGAGUGGUGCAUUUUCGCCGAGGAGGAAAAACUGGCAGGAUGCAUUGAUUUUGUGGCUAAGUGCUCGACCCGUGAAGUUAUUCUUUUUGACUGGAAGAGAACAAAACAGCUUCGUAACAAGUACAGCAACCCUUGGGCGAGUAUGAGGCACCCAUUAUCACAUCUAGCAGACAGUGCUGGAGUUCAUUAUCGUUUGCAGCUCAACCUUUAUAAAUUCAUUCUCGAGAAAUACUACGAUCUGAAGGUGCGGGCCAUGCAUGUUGUUUGCUUGCAUCCGGAUAAUUGUGAUCACGGACCUUUCCUGGACACCGUGCCGGACAUGCUCGUAGAGGCAAAGGCCAUGCUGGAUACACACAAACUUGCCCUCGCAGCCGACCAAAAAGAUCUGCGCGGCGGUGCUGCUCCCGCUGAGAAAGUGUUCGACUGCAAAACCCAUGACGCGCUGAAUGUUUCCGGUGCAACGGAGCAAGGUCAGCGUGGCAAUGACAAUCUGCAUGAGUCAACGGCUGAGAAGCACGGUCAGACGCAGCAGGAUGGUGUCAAAUCGAGCGCCGCUACGCAAAACUCUUCGUUCGGGCCUCGCCCGUAUGCUUUGGUAGCCUCCGAGCUACGUGCAGCUGGUUUGCAGCCAUAUACGGCGAGCAAUGAGAUGAAUGAUCGCGAGAUCCUGAAUGGAAACUUCAACAACCUGUAUCGUCGCCGUGUCUUGUUGUUUGUCGGACAAAGUGUUUCCGCAGGUGCGCAAGAAGAAAAUGAUAGCUUUCGUUCCAUGUGCGGCAAUGACAUGCGCGGAGGAGCCUCGCAAGACUCAUGCGAUGCUCGUCUUGAACAGGAGUACGACCUCAUGGACACCGAGGACAUUGCAGCCGACGAACAUGCGGAUUCGCAGACCGAGCAACUAGCACUGGCGCUGCCUUCUAUUCUGUCAGAGGACACCCUAGCGGCUGCCAAGCAAAGACGCCUGACGCCAGGCGCAUCAACAAGCUCGGAUGCUUUCGACGGCUUCUUUGCGGCCACAUCCGCAGCCUACGAUGUUUCAGUCGAAGCUAGGCCUCAAGCAUCCGAGGAACGCAUCAACGGGUCUGUCAGGGAGCAGUGUCGUAGAAUUCUAGCUUACACUAGAGCGCAUCAGCCUGCGUGGCCGGAAGACAUGAUUCGCAUGGGCGCAGCAGCCAUUCUCGUGUACAGAACGCGGUACACGGACCUCUUCGUGCGCGACUUCGUGGGCCUCAUCUGGAUAAUCGAGGGAGAGCGUUUUAUUCGAGCGCAUGCAGGAGUUUGCUACCCGUAUCAUGAUGACGGUGCUUUCGAGGUAGAAUAUGUUGUCUCCGCGACUGCAGCAAUCCAGGCUUACAAAGGCGUGCCGCCAGAAUCCACGUUCUACAGGAUCAAAACUUUUCUGCUGAGGCUGGAAGGAAUCUUUCGUCUAAUGUCGCCUUCGACUUCGCGGUCGGACCAGGGCAUCCUCACGGAGAUCGCACAGCUCCGCUUGCAAUACAACAACCUCAAGGAGUUCCUGCUGGCUGCCGAGGAUGAAGCCAUGGCGUCCGGGCCUGGAAGGCAGCGCGCAGGAAGGCGAGCAGGAGAUGAAGGUGAGGCGAGCCAUGGCUGGCCCGCUUGGACUGCGGAAAUGCUAGCCAAAAUCCUGGCUCCUCUGCAGAAAGAUCUUCUGGAUGAACGUACUUCGGUGCGGACAAUCCCACCAGUAGAUGAUAUUUUCAGUUCUCGGUCUGGGUGCGCGUAUUCGGACUACUCGGUUCUUUAUGAUGUGUCCGAGAACGAGCAUGUGAGGCUGGUCCCCGCGUCGCCCGAAAAUAAUUUGUACAUUCGGAUUCCAUACCCGCUCGUGAUGCCUCUACCAGACCCGGUUCUGCAGCAAGCAAGUGAGAGGCACGCAAGAUUUAUUAAACAAACCUUUUGGUGCAACGAAGACUACUACAGAGCGACCCUGUCCGCCAUCGCCUUGGCCAAACGUGGUGAAAAUGUUGACAGGUGCUUCAUCGGCGAGUCUGCUGGAGGCACCGGACAGUCGCUGUUCAGCAGCCAUUUGGCCGCUGUCUACGGGCCUAAUCACGCCUUUAUCGACCCCAACCUUUUCCACAACGAAGAGGAAAUGCGUAAGCAACUUGAGCAGUUUGCGCAUUGUUGGAUCAUCACCGCUCAAGAAGCGCCACAGACUCACAAACACUUCCAACAAGAUCUCUUCAAAAAGCUCAUGUCUGCGGACGACUUGGCCGGCCGGCGUCCAUAUGGCUUCGUAACUCGAAUGCUACGUGUUAUUGGUUUCAAACGCUUCGAGACCAAUCGAGUUAUGACGUUCAAGAACGUGAUGGAAACCAACUUCAACUCCAUUUACCGGCGGUGCUUGGUGUGGAAUCCUAAGCCAAUUUUUGUCGAUGAUGUCGCGUUUGGUGAACAAUAUCCAGACCCAGAAGCAGACGGCAUCUUUGUCAAGGACCCAACCCUCAAAGCUUUCCUUGAAAGCGGGCCAGCCAUCGCUGCCAUGCUGAAGCAGCAGCAUGGCUUCGAGUCCUUGCAUUCCAGGCAGGUCUGCUUGCGCAUGAUCGAGGAGUUUGCCCGCGGAGGCAUCACUGAGCGCAAAAUGCGCGAAGCGUGUGGCCUCGAACCUCGACCAGUUCCUUGGCUGAAGAAUUAA
This is a messenger RNA of Symbiodinium pilosum, 2988 nucleotides long. The record is from the annotation of a GenBank genome assembly. NCBI's taxonomy places the organism in Eukaryota, Dinophyceae, Suessiales, Symbiodiniaceae.